UAUGCCCCCCACACAAACAAUAUAUCUACAAAUGAGAUAUAGAAAGAUUUAGAUUAUUAUAUGCAGUGAUCUAGAUAAUUCUAAAUAAUAUUAAUAAAUAUUGGGAAAUCGGCCAAAAAAACGCUGAAUUUUGCGAGAAUUGCCAAAAGAAACCUGGACAUAUGGGCUAGCCAAUAAAAUCCUGAACUUUUGUUGACUUUUCGGGUUUAUUAAGAAACUUACGAUUGACUGACCAGAUAAACACACCGUUAACCGAGUUAACUGUUAAUUAAGCGGACGUUAAUUUUGGGUGUUAAAGUAUACGACGUCGUUUCAUCACUUUGUCUGAUUAAAGACAAACGACGUCGUUUAUAUAGCUGUGUUAUUAAAAAUAUGUGUUUCCUACGGCUCGAACUCGUGUACUCGGGUUUAAUGGUAGGGGUUUUUGCCACUGAGCUAGUGGACUUUGCAAUGGAUAUACGAACACAAUUUCUUUUAUUCUUCGAAUCCGAGUUAAAGACAAAUUAAUGAAACGACGCGUUUUACAUUAACUUUUUUAUUAAAAAGAUGGGGUUCCAUCGACUCGAACUCGUGCACUCGGGUUUAAUGGUAGGGGUUUUUGCCACUGAGCUAGUGGACUUUACAAUGGAUAUACGAACACAGUUUCUUUUAUUCUCUUUGAAUCCGAGUUAAAUGAAUCAAAAAGAAACGACAACGUUUUCUCCUCCGAUUGGUAUAAACCCUAAAUGGGCGAAAUCAUAAAUCCAGUUCGCGAUUCAAGCUCGAUUCUCUUCGAUCUCAUCCUUAAGAAUCUCGAUUCUCAUCUCUCCUUCUUCGAGUAUCGCAUGAUGAGUUCGGGUUGUGAGGAUUCGUCUGUGAAUGCGAUGGGAAUUCGUGGUAUCCCGGAGCAAUGCGGUUGUGGUCGAAGAACUGGGAUAUACACAUCAAAAACGAAGGUCAAUCCAGGAAGAACUUUCUUUAGAUGCCCAAAGUUUCAAAAUGACCACUUGUAUAAAUGGGUAGAUGAAGCUGUCUACGAAGAGGUUCAAGAUGCAUUGCCAAAAGUUGAAUGCUUUGCAUCAGAUGUUAUGAAAAUUAAAAUGGAGAUCGAAAGCAUGAAAACCGUGGAGGAAGACUUGAAAGAAGAUGUCAGGAAGGCGAGCAAUGAACUUAAGAAGCUGAAUGUGAUCAUGAAAGUGGGUUUUUCGGUGGUUUGUUUAGGCGUUGUGAUAUGUCUUGUGUUGAUCAUGUUUGACAAAGCAGAUGGGUUGUCUAUGAAUAGCUACUAG
Brassica napus (rape) is the source of this 1268-nucleotide messenger RNA. RefSeq lists its product as uncharacterized. The record is from RefSeq and is a predicted model, not a curated record. The transcript has 2 exons. Lineage: Eukaryota; Viridiplantae; Streptophyta; Magnoliopsida; Brassicales; Brassicaceae. Bases 726 to 1268 code for a protein of 180 amino acids. Gene Ontology annotation, molecular function: zinc ion binding.